Molecule: messenger RNA, 3568 nt
Organism: Hylaeus volcanicus
Lineage: Eukaryota; Metazoa; Arthropoda; Insecta; Hymenoptera; Colletidae
Gene: Vps11
Product: vacuolar protein sorting-associated protein 11 homolog
Exons: 16
Coding region: 129-3374 (1081 amino acids)
Biological process (GO): vesicle-mediated transport; vacuole organization; endosome organization
Cellular component (GO): endosome; HOPS complex
Molecular function (GO): protein binding; protein-macromolecule adaptor activity
Source: RefSeq, a predicted model, not a curated record
GCGAUGAAAAGAUGGCGCACGUGUGGGUGAAUAAUUCCGUUGUCAGAUAACUGUCAAAAAAAGAUAGCCCGAACAAGCACUCUUCGUUCACUGUGUCUACUGUGUGUAUUGACUGAUUGCACUACAUUAUGGCAUUUCUCGAGUGGAGACGCAUCAAUUUCUUCGACCUCAAAAAGGAGGUCGACGAUGGAAAGAUAGCUGAAGCACUCGGAGAGGCUCAAGUCACCGUAGCUACGAGUGGUAACGGCAACUUGGUCUUCGGAGAUAACACUGGUGUUGUGCAUAUAGUAAAUAGGACUUACGACAUCACCACUUUUCGUGCAUAUGAAAUCACGUUAACGUUAGCUCAGCAAGUUCAACAUUCCACUCUCUUAUUUACCAUUGGUGAAGACGAACCAGGUUGUAAUCCUACGAUGAAAGUUUGGAAUUUAGGUAAACCGGACAAGCAGGGCAAUCCGACAUGCAUUCGUAUAAGUAGGGCGAUACCUAGCUACAGAGCAGUUCCUGCAACUGCUUUAUGUGUGCAUAGUAAUCUCUCGUUAAUGGCUGUUGGUUUUGGAGAUGGUUCCAUUAUGCUUUAUAGGGGUGAUUUGACUAGGGAAAGGAAGAACUGGAUAAAGGUGUUAAAAGAUACCAAUCUUUCGAUCACUGGUCUAGCUAUAAGAUCCACAGGCAAACAAAUCCACUUGUUCGUCGCGACGCCUAAAAGUGUCUUUUUAUAUAACGUUACCGCUAAGGGUAAAGAAUUUAAGUUUCCCUUGGAUGACAUGGGUUGUGCCAGAAAGUGCAGUGUCCUUACAGAGUCUAUGCAAGACAGUCACUUCAUGAUUGGUCGCGACGAUGCAAUCUAUUGCUAUACGCCAGAUGGUAGAGGUCCUUGUUACGCGGUAGGAGGUCAGAAAAUAAUGUUGGAAUGGUUUAGAAGUUAUUUGGUAAUUGUAGCAAAAGAAGCUGCCAAUGUUCCAAGAUCAACCACCAUUUCUGCAAAACCAAGUACUAUAGAACCAAUACCUCCAGGAGUAGAUAAGCAUAUAAUUACAGUAAUCGAUAUACAAAAUAAGUUCAUUGUCUUUUCUGCGUCGAUGCUCUCUGUGCAAGCUGUGUUAUCGGAGUGGGGUGGAUUUUUUAUACUUAGCGGUGACGGCAAGCUUUAUCAUUUAGAUGAGAAAGAUUUGCAGUCGAAAUUGGCGUUACUUUUCAAAAAGAAUUUAUACGAUGUAUCUAUAAGAAUAGCUAAAAAUCAACAAUACGAUGCCGAGAGUCUCAUAGAUAUAUUUCGACAAUACGGAGAUCAUUUGUAUUUAAAAGGCGAUCAUAACGGUGCAAUAGAACAAUACAUAAAAACUAUUGGCAAAUUAGAGCCUUCGUAUGUAAUCAGAAAAUUUUUGGACUCGCAGCAUAUCGAUUAUUUGACGACUUAUUUGCAAGCGUUACAUAAAAAUGGACAGGCAACGGAAGAUCAUACUACGUUGUUGUUGAAUUGUUACACAAAACUAAAUCAUACGGAUAAAUUGAAAGAAUUCAUCAUGACGAAAGAUAGAGAGGUUGAUUUCGACGUCGAAAUUGCGAUAAAAGUCUGUCGUCAAGCAUCACCAGAGGAUGCCCUGCUUCUCGCUCAAAAACAUGGUAGACACGAAUGGUACCUUCGUAUUCAAAUAGAAGACAAACACGAGUACGAGAAAGCGCUGGAGUACAUUGCAACUUUAGAGUUCGAAGAAGCAGAGUCUAAUAUGAAGAAAUACGGCAAUAUUCUUAUAGAAAAUGUGCCAAAAGAAUCUACACAAUUUUUAAAAACUUUAUGUACCAAUUAUAGGCCUUCCAACAAACCACUUGUAGACCAGGAAACAUUAGAUGGUACCAUGGACCAACAUAUUGACAAAGCCAAUCCCGAAGACUUUAUUCAUCUGUUUUUAAACAACUCAGAACAACUAGUAGAGUUCUUAGAGCAUCUAGUAAAAUUUGAUACCAAGUGGAGUACUUUGGUGUACAAUACACUAGUAGAACAUUACCUUCAUGUGUGGUCAGCCUUAGACAACGAUGUGGCGAAAGUACAAUACGAACAGAAAAUAGUUCGGCUUUUACAAAGCUCAGAGGCAUGUUACGAUAAAGAUCAGAUAUUAAUCUUGUGCCAUCAACAUAACUUCAAACGCGGUCUACUAUUCCUUUACGAAGAAAGUAAACUAUAUCAGGAAAUAUUGCGAUAUCAUUUACGAGAAGGUGACAGCGAACAAGUUUUAGCUACUUGCAAACGAUUUGGCCAUCAAGAUCCAAAUUUAUGGGUUCAAGCUUUGUGGAGCGUUGCAAGGAACAAAGAAGCUCCGCUCAAGCUUCUUGCAGAUAUACUAACUUACAUAGAACAAGAGAAACUUCUGUCGCCGCUGAUGGUAAUCGAUGCAAUUUCAACUUCGCUUUCUUGUACCUUGGGUGACGUCAGAACCUAUUUAAACAAUGUAUUGCGAACGAAUCAUGAACAAACGCAAGCAGAUGUAGAAUUAACCGAGAAGUAUCGGGCAGAUACUUUAAAAAUACGAGAACAAAUAGAAUCUAUCAAGAAUAGCACGAUAAUCUUCCAGGGAUCUCGUUGCAGCGCGUGUCAUUAUCAGUUAGAGCUGCCGUCGGUACAUUUCAUGUGUCAGCAUUCGUAUCAUCAACACUGUUUCCAAAGCUUCUCUGAAAACGAAAACGAGUGUCCAGUUUGUUUGCCAAACAAUAAGAAACUGUUAGACAUCAUCAAGGCACAGGAACAAUCGAGAGAUCUUCACGAAACGUUUCACAGUCUACUCGAUCGCGCGGAAGAUCCGUUUUCAUUGGUUGCUGACUACUUCGGUCGCGGAGUAUUUAAGAAAUUAACGGUGAUCACUGAUACAGAUAAACCGUUGUCAGCUGCAUCUACAAGAUUCGAAGAACCACCUAAUUACGGACCAGGAGCGGAAGCCAGGAUCCGACUACUAGAGGGAAAGAGUUCAACUUUAGGAAAAAUUGAGCCCCGUCGACCACAAGAUAACUUCCCUGUAGCGGCGGAUGAUCGUCUACGAUCAUUUCCAAAACCUGACGUUUAUUCCUCGUCGAUGGAAGGAAACUCUGGUGGUAUGAACGUGUCCACUUCUCGAGAAAAUUCAAGAAAAGUUUCACCGGUGCCUAUAAGGGAGGCUCGAAUUUUGAACAGUUCGACGCCAAAAUCGUCGCCGAUUCAGAAGGCUUUCGUGCCUCCGAAAACACCGAUUGUGCCAUCCAAACUGUUCAAAACGAACGACUAUGAUGAAUCAAAGAAUCCAUUUUCCGAGGAAAAAGACGAAGAUCAUUUAAAUCCGUUCAACGACGAUGACGCUGAUGACGACGACUAUAAUAAAAACCUGAACCCCUUCGGUAGAUAAACUUCAUUUCUUUCUCGAGCUCAUGCAUAAACAGUAAAUGAAUUAAAGGUUAUCACACAGACCAAGAUCUGUUGAGGCUUGAAAAGAAACAUACAAUGUCGUAAACAUUAUUAUUGUAUGCAUUGUAAAUGAAUUCGAUAGAAUCAGUUUAGCUUCGAUUAGUGCGAUUCUCGUCGGGGAUACAACCGUUCUCC